Athalia rosae (coleseed sawfly) is the source of this 2072-nucleotide messenger RNA. Its product is annotated as RPA-interacting protein-like. Lineage: Eukaryota; Metazoa; Arthropoda; Insecta; Hymenoptera; Athaliidae. The record is from RefSeq and is a predicted model, not a curated record. Gene Ontology annotation, biological process: protein import into nucleus. The transcript is spliced from 3 exons. Gene Ontology annotation, cellular component: nucleus. Bases 204 to 869 code for a protein of 221 amino acids.
GCUUUCCAGCUUUAGACCCACACAGUGUUUGAAGCUUAAUCACGACGUGGCGCUGUAUGUGCAGAGGACAUUCUUUUCGGUGUGAUCACUGAUUUUUAUACCGGGGGAAAUAAAAGAUUUACGAAAGCAGUGGAUGGUUAUUGAAUGUUGACAGAGCGAAUUAAAUUCUACUCAACAAAUUCAAGGUAUUAUCCGAUUUGAUUAUGGCUAAUCUUCUACUAAGUCCCACGGCGUCCCCUAAGUUGAAGAACAGGGAAAUGGCGAGGAAAAUUAGAGAAGGUUCUCCUCAGUUGCAGGAAGUACUGAGGCAGAGAUGCAGAGACCGAAUGCGACAAAAACGGGGACAGCUAUUCAAUAGGUGUAGAUCUGGCCUUGGUGAAAACGAAUACGUCCAAGAAGUGUUGACAGAAAUUGUCAGAGAGGAAAUGAAGGAUCUUGCUGCGUCAGAGUGGAGUGGUUCUACUUCACCCACAGACCUAUUAGAUCCAGAUCAAGCUGUUGCUAUAGAAGAUGAAAUGCUUGCGGAGCAAGAACUGUGGAUAAUGGAAGAAUAUGAGCGUCUAGCCCAAAAUGAGGAAGAAUUGUUAGCUCUGUUUGCAGAGGAAGGAAUGAGUGAUGGAGUCAUCUGUCCAAUUUGCCAAAAGACUGUUUUAUCAGAGUAUCUGGACUAUAUAAUUUGCAAUUUCUGUGGCUUAUCUCUACCCUCAGUUGUCAGCAUUACUGAUCUAGGAAGAAUUAUAAAUGACAAUGUACAAUCUCAUGCAGAAACUUGCCGCGAAGUUCCAAGCUUUACGGUAACACAAGAAAAUAAUAAUAACUCUCUUUAUUUAAUAUGCCAGAGUUGCACUGCCCUCUCUCCUAUUGUUUAACGCGAUUUCUCAAUUAAUUACAACUGUUAAAUAUACUCGAGGUUGUAAUGGAUAUCGAAAAAAAUCGAUCUGUGAAGUUGACAGAAAUAAGUGAGUGAAUCAGUCCAUGACCUUUGAGAUAAUAAAUUCUUGUGUACAGGAGUAUUGUAAAAUAUUUAAAAAAAAAGACUUCAGAGACGAUUUCGGGGCGGUGCCCAAAUGAAAAGAAAAUUGUUCCUAUGUGAUAUACUGCCUUAAUUAUUGUUAUCAGACGAAUUUGUAGAAAGAUAAAACAAUGAACUCUACAAGUUGUUUAUUAUAAUAUAAUUCUUUACGUUGUUUCGUCAAGAAGUCCUAUUCUUUAUUUAUGUCGUAUUCAGCUCCACUGCUUCCAUUGGUGAUUACUAGGCUUUUUCCGUUUAUCACAAUGGAUUGUCUUUCAAUGAACUGAUCAACAACUCGAUGUGAGUUUUACAUGAUGUGAAGCUUUAUUGAAUAUUUCAAUUUGUGUAUUACUAUUGUUAGUCAUAAUAAAAAAAUGACAAAAUUUUAAGCCCAUGUUUCCUGAAUUUUAUUUCUAUUUAUUAGCCCCAAUUUUUCACCAGCAAAGGGUCGGUAGCUCGUAAAAGUGGAGUUUGGAUUUUUUUGUUUUGUUUUUAUUACUCUUUAGAUAUAACAUUUGGAUAACAACUAAGUGAGUGUUUAUGAUUAUAUGAUACAUAUUGUACAAAACAACAUCCCUUCAGUUUAUAGAUUUUUACCAUAUAUUGAAUUAUGAUUUAAAUGGUCUUAGAAUUAAUAAGAUUUAUCGCGUUUGUUACUAUAAUCCCGCAAAGAUAAAGAAAGAACACCAGACAAAGAUCGACGUGAAUUUGUCUAAUGUCUGGCCUAUGUAAAAAAUUUGUGUGCAGCUGUUGCCUCUUCAUUAUCUACGAACGUAGAUUUAACUUUUAAUUGGCUCCGAAGUAUCAUAUAUUUCCAUUUAUGGAGUCCUACUUCACCAGUGAUUUUAAUUCAGGCUAAUUCUGGAAAUAUGUAAAUCUAGUUCAACUAUACGGUGGAAAUGUAGGAACUGAUUCACUUAUAACGUAUAGUUAUCACUUAUUCAUCCACACGUGAUACAAAUCUAAAUGAAGUUUGCAUAUCGUUAUCGCUGGCAAGGUUCGAAUAUAAGUACCAUUUCUCAUUGGAAAUUGAAAUUAGAAAGUGCGAAAAAUAAAAUAA